Messenger RNA from Amoebophrya sp. A120, 2325 nucleotides. NCBI's taxonomy places the organism in Eukaryota, Dinophyceae, Syndiniales, Amoebophryaceae. The record is from the annotation of a GenBank genome assembly.
AGCCGACAACAGUGCCCGUUUUCACGAGGACACACCGGUAGUCAGUCCCAAAAUGUGAAGAUGUUCGCAGAUUAGAGCUGAGUACUACAAAACGUUAUCUUAUAUAUGUUCUUAAAGAUCAACUGGUGGUGAUGGCGCGUUCAUAAAGCAGUGCUCUGGAUCAUGUUGAUGCAAAUGCAAUACAACACGUCCCGCCGCCCAAGUCUCAUCAUCUGUCGUCAGUCAACGUGGAGAUGAACAUCUUUGUCCUUCAUGACUCUCAACUAAGGUCGUCAGUGUUAGUGUUGGACACAGGUCGUCGUGACAAGCGCUAAAUCGCGUCUACUGGAAGAGGCGAUGAUCAUCUCUUAGAUAAAAUGAUGUUCGCUUUGCCACCUGCUUAAAUUUUGAACGUACAGAAUGGAGAGCGAGAGAACAUGCUGGGUGACCGUCGGGCAAUGCGGAAAUCAAAUCGGCAGGGAGUUGGCCAAGCUGCAACUACAGGUAAGCCAAUCCAAUACCGCAAAUGUUGCAUGCGCGCCAUCCGCUGUCUCCAACCGGGUGGCGGUCGACUCCGAAGCGAAGGUUCUAUUGCGAGGAACAGGAGCGACCACGACUACAGGAACAAGCGCAGCGAAACAUCCAAGCAGGACUACGGCGUCCAACGUGAUUCACGAGCACUCGGGUCGGGGAAGUAACUGGGCGCUGGGCUACACCAGUGGAAUGUAUGGCGGCUGGAGUUCAUCUACUUGUGCUUCUUUUUCUAGCGCCACCACAGCACCACCUUCCACUUCCGCGGUCCCAAUCAGAAACAACUUCAAGCAGCUGAGCACCGGUUCGGUGAACUUAGUCGAUGCCGACAGUGGCGCAGAUCGAGGUGUCGUCGCGGAUCGGCAGCGUGGAAUAAUGAGAAACAAGAUCAUGAACAGCAGCAGCGCGCACCCACAGCACACCAGCAGACGCCGGGGAGCCAGCAGCCCGACUCCGACAGGAACAAAUUUGGGCUUGCUUGAUGAUUCCAACCAAGUGAUAGGUGAAUGCGCGGCAACCAAGAACGAGCAACAUCAAAGCGCAACUGACCUGACCGAGAGUCUACUGUUCCAAGAGCCUUACCUCGUGCACGGCGUGAAGGCAAAAGUGCGGCAAGUUCUGGAAAAAUCGGACAAGCGAAUCGAGAACCUAGUCCUCCUUCAUUCCGUCGCGGGCGGAACGGGGAGCGGUCUGGGUUCGAGAUUGCUGGAGGAGUUCGCAGCAGGAGUAGAUCAUGGUAGUGUUUUCUCGCAAGCAGCCGAUGAGCAAGAUUUGAACCUGGUAUCCUGCGCAGUCCUUCCGAUAUGGUCGCAGCAUUCCGAAACCUGUCUGCAGGCGUAUAAUGCGUGUUUCUCCGCGGCUUGGAUGCAGGACUUUUGCAACGGAAAUUUACUCUUCGAAAACGAGUUUCAGCUGGAGAAGAUCCUGCAGCAACAGGGACAUCAAUUGUCUUCGCAGUUUGGGGGCAAGACGAUGACAAAUCACUCUUCCACUUCGUGUUCAACCAGCACCAGCGGCGCUUACACGCUCGUUAACCAGCAGUUCGCGGAGACCAUCAACAGCCUGAACUUCACCGAUUUUCUGACCUACGUGACCCCCAUGCCGUCGCACCACUUUGCGCACGCGUUUUCUUACCGAUUAGACCCCUUGAUUGCGAAAACCAAUGCGGAGUUGGAGCAUCGGAACUUCUUGAAGAAGCGAGUUCUCCCCCCACCGCUGGAAGUGGCGAGAAAACACUUGCUGCUACAAGUGCACGCGACGGUGUUUAACGAAAGUGUCACGCUCCUCCAGCCGGAGUGGUUUUCGACCACGUGCGACCCGGUGCCCUGGAAUCGGAGCUUUGUGCUAGAGCAGAAGCGGAGUGGGGGUCCGGGUUCUGCAGCUGGUACAGCUCCGACGAGAAGUACAACCAGGAGCACCACGAAUGCAAAUGCAAAUUCUACUACACCAGCCGCGACAAGAGGACAGGCAAAGCAGCUGUCCUCAACAACAGCAUCCACCUACCCCGAUGUGACUCUUGCCUUGAAUUGGAGUAGAACUGGGGAUCUGUUCCGGCAUUUCUUGGACCGUGCGAAGAAGAUGUACAGGGGUAGAGCGUUUUUCCACGCGUUUGAGCAGUACGGUUUUGGUCAUUGUGAAUUCGAAAACAUGUUUGAAACGGUGGAAGAACUCGUAGCCAAUUACUCACCAGAAAGGCUCUUAUAUCGACACAGAAAAGCCGCGAGGGCUUUUUUUACACCUGGAGCUCGUCCUGGCUUUUCAACAGGAAGCUCUGGUCAACUGGAGCUAUUCUCGGUGGUGUGUUGUUUUUCGUAA